Condylura cristata (star-nosed mole) is the source of this 1509-nucleotide messenger RNA. It is a transcript of the gene ATG3, whose product is annotated as autophagy related 3. Gene Ontology annotation, cellular component: cytosol; cytoplasmic ubiquitin ligase complex. The record is from RefSeq and is a predicted model, not a curated record. Gene Ontology annotation, biological process: autophagosome assembly; nucleophagy; autophagy of mitochondrion. Gene Ontology annotation, molecular function: Atg8-family ligase activity. NCBI's taxonomy places the organism in Eukaryota, Metazoa, Chordata, Mammalia, Eulipotyphla, Talpidae. The coding region runs from base 390 to 1334 and encodes 314 amino acids. The transcript has 12 exons.
GGAGCUACGGCAAGAGAGAGGGAAGGGGAAGUCGGAAGGGGCGCGAGUGAAGCCAGGGGGCGAAAACAGCCCCUGAAACGGCGAGGGGGUUGCGUGGGGCCACUUUUUUCUCCAGCUCUCCGCUCGGCCCGACUGUCUUCCUUUGGGGCCGUGUGACAUUCAGGCCUGGUCUUUCUCGCGCCCUGCAGUAGCGCGCGCGCGCGUCGCCGGCCACCCCUCCCUCUCGUCCCGUCCGUCCCGUCGCGUCCCGUCGCGUCCCGUCCCCUCGGGUGUCGCUGGCCGGGUGCCUAUGUGAGUCAACGGCAACGGGGACAUUUUCUCACGUUGCGACCCCAGUCCCUGCUGCCCAUCCCCCCCGCCCCGGGGCCGGCCGCGACUCCGGCCCCAGGAUGCAGAAUGUGAUUAACACAGUGAAGGGAAAGGCGCUGGAAGUGGCUGAGUACCUGACCCCGGUCCUUAAGGAAUCAAAGUUUAAGGAAACAGGUGUUAUCACUCCAGAAGAGUUUGUGGCAGCUGGAGAUCACUUAGUCCACCACUGCCCAACAUGGCAAUGGGCUACAGGGGAAGAAUUGAAAGUAAAGGCAUACCUACCAACAGGCAAACAAUUUUUGGUCACCAAAAAUGUACCAUGCUAUAAACGGUGCAAACAAAUGGAAUAUUCAGAUGAAUUGGAAGCUAUCAUUGAAGAAGAUGAUGGUGACGGGGGAUGGGUAGAUACUUAUCAUAACACAGGUGUUGCAGGAAUAACUGAUGCAGUUAAGGACAUUACACUAGAGAGCAAGGACAGUAUAAAACUCCAAGAUUGCUCCACAUUAUGUGAGGAGGAGGAAGAGGAAGAGGAAGGAGAAGCUGCAGAUAUGGAAGAAUAUGAAGAAAGUGGACUAUUGGAAACAGAUGAGGCUACCCUUGACACAAGGAAGAUAGUAGAAUCUUGUAAAGCUAAAACUGAUGCUGGAGGUGAAGAUGCUAUUUUGCAAACCAGAACUUACGACCUUUACAUCACUUACGAUAAAUAUUACCAGACACCACGACUUUGGUUGUUUGGCUAUGAUGAGCAACGGCAGCCUUUAACAGUUGAGCACAUGUAUGAAGACAUCAGUCAGGAUCAUGUGAAGAAAACAGUGACCAUUGAAAACCAUCCUCAUCUCCCACCACCUCCUAUGUGUUCAGUUCACCCAUGCAGGCAUGCUGAGGUGAUGAAAAAAAUCAUUGAGACUGUUGCAGAAGGAGGAGGAGAGCUUGGUGUUCAUAUGUAUCUUUUAAUUUUCUUGAAAUUUGUACAAGCUGUCAUUCCAACAAUAGAAUAUGACUACACAAGACAUUUCACAAUGUAAUGAAGAGCAUAGAAUCUAUUCUAAAUAUUGGUUCUGAUUUUUGAAGACCCAUAGACGUGAUGAUUGACCAUAUUCACCAAUAUGUACAAUUCCUCUAAUAAAAGGACUUAUAUGCUUCUGCAUUAAAUAAACAAAGUUCCACUAUCAGCCUUGUUUAAUAAAAAUAAGUGUGAAG